Molecule: messenger RNA, 1170 nt
Organism: Cutaneotrichosporon oleaginosum
Lineage: Eukaryota; Fungi; Basidiomycota; Tremellomycetes; Trichosporonales; Trichosporonaceae
Biological process (GO): transsulfuration
Cellular component (GO): cytoplasm
Molecular function (GO): pyridoxal phosphate binding; carbon-sulfur lyase activity
Source: RefSeq, a predicted model, not a curated record
AUGCCACCUACGAAGAAUACGCCGGAGUCGCUCGCGCACUUCUCCGCGGCGACCCGUGCGAUUCACGGCGACGACGGCAUCCAGUUGCACAGUGCCGUGGCACCGCCCAUGCACGUGUCGACCACCUUCCGGUACCACGAUGACCCGGAGAAGCUGGUCUUCUGGGGCGAGCACGAUCCCAACGCCGACCGAGACACGAACAUCUACUCGCGUGACAGCGCGCCGAAUACGACCCGUCUCGAGGCUGUUCUGACCUCGCUGCUGGGUGGCAAGGCGCUCACCUACUCGUCGGGAUUGUCCGCGUUCCAUGCGAUGAUGGUGCAUCUGCGACCGAAGCGUAUCGCCAUUGGAGCGGGAUACCACGGCUGUCAUGGAAUCAUCGACAUCCUCCACCGCCUGUAUGGGUGUGAGAAGGUGGACCUGGACAGCGACGAGAUCGGGGAGGGCGACGUUAUCCACGUCGAAACACCGCUGAACCCGACCGGUGAGGCGCGCGACCUGGCGCACUACUCGGCCAGAGCCAAGAAGGCUGGCGCGUACCUCACCGUCGACGCGACGUUCGCGCCUCCGCCGCUGCUGGCGCCGUUCGAUCUCGGCGCCGACAUCGUCAUGCAUUCGGGCACCAAGUAUUUUGGCGGGCACAGCGACAUGCUUUGCGGCGUAAUCGCAGUCAGCCCCCAGCGCGAGGAGUGGUGGGCCCAGCUCAAGAGUGACCGCCUUGUACUCGGCGCCGUCAUGGGGAGCUUUGAGGGUUGGCUUGGCCUGCGGUCCCUCCGCACCCUCGAGAUCCGCAUCAAGCGCCAGAGCGACACAGCCACGCGUCUCGUCAAGUGGCUACACGAGUCGGUAGCCAACCUUCCCGCCGUCGAGCGUGUGACCCACGCCUCGCUGCAGGAUGGGGCGUGGGUGCGCGAGCAGAUGCCUAAUGGCUUUGGCCCAGUGUUCGGGCUGUACCUCAAGAGCGACAAGGCUGCACGAGCAUUCCCUUCUAAGCUCGCGCUGUUCCACCACUGCACGUCGCUCGGGGGCGUUGAGAGUACGAUCGAGUGGCGACGCAUGACAGACAAGAACGUCGACACGCGACUGUUGCGAGUCAGUAUUGGCCUUGAAUCGUUCGAGGACCUGCAAGCCGACAUCCAGCAGGCUCUUGACGCGGUGGCAUCUGCAUAG